CGAUUCCGGAAUAAUUUUGGGUUUUUGUUCAAUUAAUAUUUUAUGACCUCUUCUGGCAAUAUAUGAAGCCUGUGGCUCACAAGUUAGUCCAUCUUUCACACGCCUAGUUCUGCAAGGAAGCUUCUUUCAUUUCCUUCCUGUGUCUACUCCCUUUUAUAUUUAAAAUCUCUUCCUCUCCAUUUGCGUGUGUGUGUUUAUUUAUCUUUUCUUAUCUUGAUUAGUUAACAGUAUUCAAAUCCAGGUCACAGCUUUGAAUCCCAAUUGAAAAUGAAAAAAGUUGUUUUGAAAUUGGACAUACACGACGACAAGGUCAAGAGAAAGUCCAUGAAAGCAGUUUCCAGCCUUUCAGGGAUUGACUCCAUUGCCGUGGACAUGAAGGACAGGAAAUUAACAGUUACUGGAGAUGUUGAUCCUGUAACUAUUGUGGGAAAGUUAAGGAAAAUUUCGCACACAGAGAUUCUGUCAGUGGGACCAGCGAAAGAGGAAAAGAAAGAUGGUGGCAAGAAAGAUGGAGGGGGGAAGAAAGAAGAUGAGAAAAAGAAUCCAAAUGAUCAGAUUGCAGAGCUUGUUAAAGCUUACAAGGCCUACAAUCCCUACCUGACACAAUACUACCGUGUGGUGAGCGUUGAAGAGAACCCAAAUGCUUGUAUUGUACUCUGAACUGUUCUAUAUGAAUUGGUGAGUUCUUGAAGCCCGCUGGAAACAACCCAGAAGAGGGGUGGGGUUGCUUGCUUUGUAUAGUUGAUGAUGAUGGGCUGAUUGAAAAAUAGAAUGUUAAUAAAAUAAAGAAUGUAUUUAUCAAAAAUAAAUAAAUAAUAAAUAAAGAAUGUGGUAUAGAUAUAGUGUUUUGGAAUGGAAAA
This is a messenger RNA of Hevea brasiliensis (rubber tree), 860 nucleotides long. RefSeq names its product heavy metal-associated isoprenylated plant protein 39. Gene Ontology annotation, molecular function: metal ion binding. NCBI's taxonomy places the organism in Eukaryota, Viridiplantae, Streptophyta, Magnoliopsida, Malpighiales, Euphorbiaceae. The transcript is spliced from 3 exons. The record is from RefSeq and is a predicted model, not a curated record. Bases 268 to 660 code for a protein of 130 amino acids.